UAAAAAAAAUCCCAUUAAAUCAUUUACUUCAACAAGCGCCUUUCUCCACUCUCCAAAAUUUUCAAUACUCACCCUUUUUCUCCAUCGUUCAGUAUUCCUUUCUCUCUCUCUUUCUAACAAAACAGAGAGAACCAUGGGAACCAUGGCAUCAAAUCCAGCACCUAACGGAAGAACAAGAAGAGAAGACCUUCAAAAUAGCAUCCAUGGAGAUCUUUCUGAAGAAACAUCUUCCGAGCCUCUGGAUGCCGGCGCCCUUUUUGUUCUUAAAUCCAAAGGAUCAUGGCUUCACUGCGGAUAUCACCUGACUACAUCGAUAGUUGCGCCGGCGCUACUAAGCCUACCGCUGGCGGUGGCGCAGCUCGGAUGGGCGGCUGGAGUUCUGAUCCUUCUGGUUGCCGGGGCCGUUACCUUCUACUCCUAUACCCUUCUCUCGCUCGUACUGGAGCAACACGCUCUACUGGGCCAUCGCCUGCUUCGCUUCCGGGACAUGGCUCAUCAUGUACUUGGUCCUCAUUGGGGUCGCUAUUAUAUUGGUCCGCUCCAGUUCUCACUUUGCUUCACAGCAGUGGUUGCUGGAACCCUGCUUGCAGGUCAAAGCAUGAAGGUCUACCUACAACCAACAAAUGAAGUGCUCGAGGGAUUAUUCGCCGACCCAAAGAAAGAACAAUACUCCGCUCGUAAUGUGAUUCCAAGGAUGAUUUUUCGUUCAAUUGUUGUUGCGGUGGGCACCAUCAUCGCCGCCAUGCUUCCUUUUUUUGGAGAUAUUAUUGCUGUCGUUGGAGCAUUCGGGUUCUUGCCACUGGAUUUUGUGGUGCCCUCUGUGAUGUAUAAC
Messenger RNA from Dendrobium catenatum, 832 nucleotides. Its product is annotated as GABA transporter 1. The record is from RefSeq and is a predicted model, not a curated record. NCBI's taxonomy places the organism in Eukaryota, Viridiplantae, Streptophyta, Magnoliopsida, Asparagales, Orchidaceae. Gene Ontology annotation, cellular component: plasma membrane.